Funneliformis caledonium is the source of this 1359-nucleotide messenger RNA. The record is from the annotation of a GenBank genome assembly. NCBI's taxonomy places the organism in Eukaryota, Fungi, Glomeromycota, Glomeromycetes, Glomerales, Glomeraceae.
AUGCCUAAGCGCAAAAAAGCGUCGUCGAAAGACCCCUGGAAACAUUUAAUAAAAACAUUAGAAAAACCUAACGUGACAAAUCAUCUUCUUGAAUACUUAUGUAACCUAAAAAAUAAACGCAAGACCCUUGACAAAAAAAUAACGCAUAGAGAUUGGUUAGAAAGCAUAUCACUAAUUUCAAAAAAACACGAAUCUGUUCGGAUUCGGAAGCUUGCAGAUGAAGCAGUCAAAAAUUUUAAGAAAGAAUUUCAAUCCCAAGCUGUUGUCAAUUUUUGGCAAAAUGUUGAUGACCAGCGGAAGAGAGAGAAUAUCGGCAAAGAUUUAUUUUUCAUGCACUUUGAAGGAUUUACUGAGCUGGUCCAAAACAGAAAUAAUGAUUCAAUUCAUAAGUCCGAAGAUGAUGAGUCCGAAGAAGAUUAUGAUUAUGAGUCCGAAGAUGAAGUAGAUCCUUCUCAAAAGGAGGAUGAUGCGAACUCCGAAAGUGAUGAAAGUGAUCUUGAAGAAGAAUAUUACGCUCAUAUAAUUGACCUGGACAAUGUACCGGAGCAACGCAGACCUUCAUUCUGUUCCGAUAAGGAAUGGUCCGCAAUUACUUCUAUAUCAAAGCCAUCAGUGGACCUACCUCCUUCAGUAGAACGACAACUUGAAAAUUAUUUGAAAAUUCCUGAGAUUAAAAAAAUACGGGAAUCAUUUGAUUCCUAUGAAGAAGUAACUACUGAUGAAGAUAAAUAUGCUCGUAGAAUCAUCGAUCAUUAUAUUUUUUGUCUUGAAAACCGGCCGGAAUACUUUGCUAAACGACCUCAAACCGAGGCUACAUUUCGUGUAAGGUUUAUUGAACCAAUUAUAAAACCGUUCAUUUUCAUUUUCAAAGACUUAAUGGAUAUGACUUGGGGUGAAAUCACGAGUUUAUCAUCGGCUAAUCGUCGAAACUAUCAACUUGCGAAGGGCAAAAGAAAACGAAUUGGAUCAAAGGCAGAUGGUAUUGGUUCACUUGUAGAUGCCGACGAUAAAGAACUUAUGAUAAUUGAAUUAUCCGGAGCACCAACCCGACUUCCGACUAGGCAUCCGGAAGGGGACUAUGUGUGUGAGUUCGAAUUGGCUAAAAAACUUAAAGUAUUUGGGCUACAAACAGAAGUUGGUCGUGGGAUCUAUUGUAUAAGAACGUUGUCUCAGUUCCAUUUACCGACAAGAAUAUCUGAUUUAUGUUAUUUGUACGAACUACUCAGAGCCAUGUUUCUUCUUAGAGAUGAAUUGAUCAAGUCAUUGAGAGUUAUUCAAGAUCUUAAAAUAGCAAAGGCCCGUAAACUUGAGGUUAUUGACCCAAUCAGUUCUUAUAUAUUGCGAAUACCACCAAGCUAA